AUGGCAGGAGCAGGAACAACAUCUGCAAGUGACGAUCAUCUCAAUGAACUCGCAAUUUCAAUACACAGGGAAUUUGAGGGACUAUCACUGCCAUCCGACUGUUGCAUCUUCACCAUUCCGGAGAGGCUCCGGCGAAAAAAUGAAGAGGCCUACACACCCUGCGUCGUCGCGAUCGGACCUUAUCACCGUCGCAAUUUAAGCCUUAUGCCGAUGGAAGAUUACAAGCUGCUUUACUUGCAGAAUUUCCUCCAGCUCAACCAGAAUUACUGUCUCGAGGACUACAUUGAGAGGGUCGAGUCCCGGGAGGAUGAGGCCCGGAACUGCUAUGAUAAGCAGAUCAACCUCAACUCUGACCAAUUCGCCAAGAUGAUCCUUCUCGAUGACAUCUUCGUGAUCCAACUCUUACUGAUAAAGGGGGGCCGUCGGAGGAUGCUGCCCAAUGACCAGAUCUUUGGCAAGCGGUGGAUGUUGACUGAUAUCUUCGACGACAUGGCACUGCUGGAGAACCAGAUUCCAUUUUUCGUCAUCCAUCGGUUGUUUGAAAUGACGUUUGGAACGCACCAGUAG
Eucalyptus grandis is the source of this 567-nucleotide messenger RNA. RefSeq names its product UPF0481 protein At3g47200-like. The transcript has a single exon. The coding region runs from base 1 to 567 and encodes 188 amino acids. The record is from RefSeq and is a predicted model, not a curated record. Lineage: Eukaryota; Viridiplantae; Streptophyta; Magnoliopsida; Myrtales; Myrtaceae.